AUGGGAAGCGAAGAUUCGAUUGGGAUGAGGGGAAGGAGAGCAGGCGACGUUUUGGUUCGAAGUGUUGGGGUCAAGAUGGGAUUGAAGGAGCCGAGCGUGGAUUUGUUAGGGGUCGAGAAGGCAGUGGAGGUGCCUGUGCUGUGGACAACGAGUAGUGGAAGAAGGUUGGCUAAGAGUUUUUCUUUUGUGAAGUUUGCACGCAAAAAGACGUUGAAGAUGUAUGAUUUGAGCAUUCUAAAACAGCCCCGCCGGAGUUCAUGA
This is a messenger RNA of Linum tenue, 261 nucleotides long. Lineage: Eukaryota; Viridiplantae; Streptophyta; Magnoliopsida; Malpighiales; Linaceae. The record is from the annotation of a GenBank genome assembly.